CUAGACGUCAGUAGAAUAAUUCCCAGAGGUUGUUUUUUUUUCCUCUUGCUGUUUUCCGGGAAAUAAAGUGAAACUGCAGCUGGUUCAAGACCAAAGUGUUCCUACUUUUUUGCAGGUCGGUUCAUUUCUGGAGGCUGUCAGGAUGUUGGCUGUGAAGAUGACAGAGGGCAGUGUGCAGCUGGAGAGCUGCAAAGCGCCGCUGUUCUACAGACAGAGUGAACCUGCUGCAGGGAAAGUGAAGAUGUCAGUUUUACUCCUUCACGGCAUCCGUUUCUCUUCAGAAAACUGGCUCAACAUCGGCACUCUGGACACUCUGGCCAAAGCAGGCUGCCGUGCUGUCGCCAUCGACCUGCCAGGACUCGGUCAGUCUAAGUCAGCCGAGGCCCCGGCAGCGGUUGGGGAACUGGCCCCUGCAGGUUUCCUGAAAGAGGUGUGUGAGCAGCUGAGCCUGAGCCCGGUGGUGGUGAUCAGCCCAUCACUCAGCGGGAUGUACUCCCUCCCCUUCCUCCUCCAGCACCAGGCCCUGAUACGAGCCUACAUCCCCGUGGCUCCAAUCUGCACCGACAAAUUCACAGCAGAGCAGUACCAGAGUGUGAAGGUCCCAUCGCUGGUCAUUUAUGGUGACCAGGACACUCAGCUCGGAGAAAUAUCACUCGGCAACCUGAGGAAUCUGGCCAAUCACAGCGUGGUGGUGAUGAAAGGGGCGGGUCACCCCUGUUACCUGGACGACCCGGACACUUGGCACAAAGCUCUCACAGACUUCCUUAAUACGCUGUGAAGCUCUUCGCUGUGUAUCAGUCACACAUAAGUGACUCAGAGGAGCCACACAGAUAAACACAUUAUUCAUUCCUGAGAAAUUUAGGCCACUAACAUCCUCCAUGACCUGAUUUUGACUUUUUAAAGUGUCAGUAAUGAAACUGGAAAUCAAGAUUUUCUAAUAUUGAGAGGAGGCUCGGAACUUUUAAAGGUAUAAUUCGUCAUUUUGAGAAAUAUGCUUAUUUGCUUUUCUGCAGAGAGUUAGAUGGGAAGAUCCAUGAUAAAUAUGAAGCUAACUUAGCUUAGCAUAAAGACUGGAAACAGAGGGAAACAGCUAGCCUGGCCCUGUCCACAGUUAAACAUCUUAAGCUCACUAAUUAACAAUAAUAAAGUGUGUAAAAACUACAAUUUGCUGUUUUAUAGUGGAUUUUGUUUUGUUAUCUUUGGACAGAGCCUGGCUAGCUGUUUCCCACUGUUUCCAUUCUUUGUGCUAAGCUACGUUGGCCAAAUCAUAUUUAGCAUACAGACAUGAGAGUGGCAUUAACUGUCUCAUCACGGUAAGAAGUUUGUCCAAGAUGUCAAACUUUUCCUUUAAUACCAUAAGAAGUAAUAUUGUACUGUAAUACUGUGUUAUAAUUAAUAGUAAAGCUCUGAUUUUAACCUGUGUAUGACAAACAAACAAAACACCACACGCUGAAAUGAAGUGAAAAAUAUGAACAUUAUUUAAUAACUGAUUCUCUGUAAUAAACAAUUUGAAAAUA
Molecule: messenger RNA, 1517 nt
Organism: Dicentrarchus labrax (European seabass)
Lineage: Eukaryota; Metazoa; Chordata; Actinopteri; Moronidae
Gene: abhd14b
Product: abhydrolase domain containing 14B
Exons: 4
Coding region: 143-778 (211 amino acids)
Cellular component (GO): cytoplasm
Source: RefSeq, a predicted model, not a curated record